Molecule: messenger RNA, 3035 nt
Organism: Xiphophorus couchianus (Monterrey platyfish)
Lineage: Eukaryota; Metazoa; Chordata; Actinopteri; Cyprinodontiformes; Poeciliidae
Product: obscurin-like
Exons: 11
Coding region: 229-2034 (601 amino acids)
Biological process (GO): cell surface receptor signaling pathway; immune response
Cellular component (GO): external side of plasma membrane
Molecular function (GO): transmembrane signaling receptor activity
Source: RefSeq, a predicted model, not a curated record
AGGCGGCUGAACAAGCAGCUUGUGUUUGUGGUGGCAAAGAAAGGAAAUUAUUGGCCAAAACAGGAAAUGUUAGAAACAUAGUUUCCUCAAAAGAAGGAAUCACAAGUGCGGAUGUUCUGUGGUUCUUUUUUUCACUCGUUCCGCUAGUUUCAGCCUUUCUCUUGUGACAAACAUCUGAACUUCUGGGGCGCACAGAGGAGUAGAAACAUUUUAUUUCUGGAUUUAAACAUGGGCCACACGUUGCUCUGUGUGCUGGGCGUAUUGUUUCUCAGUUUUCUCCUCUGCUGUGGAAAGCCUCCAGUUCAUAGGAGAUCUGGAGAUGAGAAUCUGAGGUCAACAGCACCAGAGUCAGUCCUGACUGUGUCUCCAUCGUGGCCGAGUUCUGGAGCCUCAGUGACUCUGAGCUGUGAGGUUAAACCUCCGUCUGCAGGAUGGAGGUUCUACUGGUAUAAAGCUGUUCCCGAUUUAUCAAAGAAAAACUACAGAUAUGAGCUGCUGCCUGAUGCCAUCAAUGGGCCUGCAAAUAACUCCAUCAUCAUUCGUGGACAGAAACUGACAGCAGGAUUUGCAUGUAGAGCUGGAAGAGGAAACCCUGAGAAUUUGACUGAUUACAGUGAACCAAAGUUCGUCUGGUCUGCAGAUUCUCAUCCAGCAGCGUCUCUCACAGUGAGUCCUGAGAGAGAGCAACUUUUUACCAUUGAUGCAAUUAAACUGAAUUGUAAAGGAAGCUCUGCUGACUGGAGAGUGAAGAGGCUUACAAACUUAUACUACCAGUCAGAUCUAUCAGACUGCUCCAUCUGGGGAACAAUGACUGGAUCCUCAUGUACCUUCAUCAGUCCCCAGUACAGUAGAGGAGUGUACUGGUGUGAGUCUGGAUCAGGAGAGUUCAGUAACGCAGUCAACAUCACUGUAAACACAUUAGAGUCCAUCCUGACUGUGUCUCCAUCUUGGCCAAGUCCUGGAGCCUCAGUGAACCUGAGCUGUGAGGUUAAACCUCCAUCUGCAGGAUGGAGGUUCUACUGGUAUAAAGUUGUUCCUGAUUUAUCACAGAAAAACUACAGAUAUGAGCUGCUGCCUGGUAACAUCAGUGGGACUGUAGAGAACUCCUUCAUUGUUACUGGACAGAAACACACAGCAGGAUUUGCAUGUAGAGCUGGAAGAGGAAACUCGGGGAAUUCCACUUAUCGAAGUGAGCCAAAGUUUAUCUGGUCUGCAGAUCCUCAUCCAGCAGCGUCUCUCUCAGUGAGUCCUGACAGAGAGCAACACUUCACCUCUGAGUCUGUGACUCUGAACUGUGGAGGAAACUCUACUGAGUGGAGAGUGAUGAUGGUUAGAGGAUUCAGUUUAUCAUUAUUCCCUGGAGUAUGCUCCAGGGUAUCGAGACCUGGAUUCUCCUGUACCGUCAGCAGCCAACAGUCCGAUAAAGCAGUGUACUGGUGUGAGUCUGGAUCAGGGGAGUUCAGCAACGCCGUCAACAUCACUUUUGCGUAUAGAGGUCUUCUCCUGGUGAGCCCCGUCCAUCCUGUGACUGAAGGAGCUUCUGUUACUCUGAGCUGCAGAAUCAUAGGACUAAACCAACUUUCUAAUGUGACUUUCUAUCAUAAUGACAAACUGAUCCAAAGUGACAGCAGAGCAGAGCUGAAUAUUUCUGCAGUGUCUCAGUCAGAUGAAGGUUUCUACAAGUGUAAAUACUCAGGAAGGGUUUCAACUCAGAGCUGGAUGGCUGUUAAAGCAGCUAAACCUGCAUUAAAACCUGGAAGCUCUUCAUUUCCUGUGAUGUUGGUCGUUGGACCAGUGAUUGGAGUCGUUCUCUUAACUCUCCUGUUGCUGCUGCGUCGGUUCAGACAGACCAAAGGUUCUGGAAGAGUGGAGACUGUCUACCAGGAUGAUCAGCAGCAGCCAUUGUACUCCUCUCUCCUGAAGGGAGAUCUUGGUGUCUACGAAACAAUCAGACAGCCUGGAAACUACGUAAAUGUUUCAGGUCAAGUGCGACCAGAUUAUGCUAAUGUCAGCGCCUGGUCAGAUUCAACCUGAAGAUUUUGUCAAGAGGAAUGAAUCAGCAAAAUCUGGAAGUGAUCAGUGUGAACAUUUUCUAUAAAUCAGACAUGUUUUUUAUAUAAUUGUGUUGACGUUAUAUUCAGAGAAAUUUGGAGCUUUGAUGCGUCUUGAAAAACUGUCCAUGCAUGUGUUUUCUCUUUAAAAGGUUUUGAGGAUUAGAUGUAGAUGAAAUGUAAAAAGAUUUUAGUUUUACACAUUUUUUAGAUUAGCACAAGAUAGAUUAUGUAUAUACUGUAAAUGGUUUAUCAAAACAUCCCGCAUAACUUAUUUUUAUAAUUUUUGGAGCUAGAAUUUUGACGAAUGGCUGCUAUUCAUGUUUCUUCUUGUUGAUAAUUUAUGAGUUAUUUGAAAAAUUUGCUAAAAACACAAGAAUCAAACUAGAACUGCAAGCAGUUAUAAUGGUUUCCUCGCCCAACGAACCAGCUUCCAAAAUUAUGGGCAAUUGAAAUUUGCAGCUACAUACAUACAUAGCGAUGCUUAAUUAGGUAUUAUGUCGUAAUUGGGGAAAAUAAAUCCAAAAUCCGUCGCUAUAACUUUUUUUUUGUUUCUUCUUAGCUUAUAUUAUGCCAAGUUUUAUUGGGCUCCAAGUUAAUCUCAGGGGGUGAGAUUGAUUUUGGUUAAUGCAUUCUUCAUGGCUCUCUGCUGGGAAAAGAAAAAAUCCACCAAACGUUUUUGCACAGUGUUCUGGUAGAACUUUGCCCAUAUCAGUUUUGCUAAAUGGUGCAUGCCAUUUUCGCGUUACAAGGACAAGUGUGCAUUUUCUACCAUAGCGCCACCUACAGGUGAAAAUGCCUGAAUGUGUGCAUCUGAGUAGCGGUGUGAUGUAAUAAGUUGUGCGGGGCAGACUGCAGUAUGAGUUUCAGGGGAGAAGAACAUAUAAUAAGAAUAAUGGAAAAAUGGAGUAAAAACAAGAGAGUUCCCUGCCUUGCUUUGGCCGUCCGCUCGCUCAAAACCCUAAUAAAGAGAUGUUGACUGAA